Messenger RNA from [Candida] anglica, 1098 nucleotides. The record is from the annotation of a GenBank genome assembly. NCBI's taxonomy places the organism in Eukaryota, Fungi, Ascomycota, Pichiomycetes, Serinales, Debaryomycetaceae.
AUUUCUUUUUAUUUAUUUAUUUUUAACUUGUCUUUUCAAGUUUUAACCCACCUAAUUCGUGCUCCCCUUUCCCCUAGUUAUCCUAUUAUCGCGCCAAUGCUUCAUCAAACCUCACUCUACAACAUACCGGUUGUGCAGACGAGUGAAGUUAAACACGUGUACACCCAAUCAACGUCGCCAAGUCUGAGUUUUUCGUCUCUGGUAUCAUCAUCUUCUGAUAGUGAUCUUCUUCCUGAUUUGUGGCUGGACUGCAAAUUCCAAGAAGAAUCGAGAGCCUUGGAGUACCAGGUUCAACAACAAUUACAACAAGAACAAUUACAAUUACAAUUACAAUUACAGCAGCAACAACAACAGCAACAACAGCAGCAACAACAAUAUUACUACCAGCUUCAGAAUCAACAGCCAAGACAACUGGUUUGGAACGGUAACGACACCUUGUCAGACAUUGAUGUGAGAUCUUUGUUGCCUAAUAACCUUGCAACUGAACUUACAGAGGAAAAUCUUCUUCAAUAUGAACUUGUGACUCCAGACCAUUCGAAAAUUUAUACAAGGAAAAACUCUACAUUUUCAUCUUCAGACCACUCACAUGAAGAGUUGUUUGACUUUGAACAACAACAACAGCAACAGCAACAACAGCAACAUCAACAACAUCAUCACCAUCAAGUGCAAGCACAAGUUCCAGCUCCACGCCCCCACACAAAGACUCAAACACAAUCGCAAUCACAGUGUCAAAAGCAACAGCCUGUAAAUACACAACUCUACAAGACUGAGCUUUGUGCAUCUUUUGUCAAGAUGGGGAUCUGUCCAUAUGGUAACAAGUGUCAAUUUGCUCAUGGCCACAAUGAACUCAAGGUUGUAGAAAGACCACCAAAGUGGAGAUCUAAGCCUUGUGUGAACUGGGCCAAGUACGGGUCCUGCAGAUAUGGAAACAGAUGUUGUUUUAAACAUGGUGUCUAAUUGAUACCUCCUCACUUAAAGAAAAGUAUAUAUCACGAACACACAUUACAUUGGCUUGAAAUUUUUUAUUACUAUUUGUUUUUUUAUUAUCUAAUUGGGACGGUUCCUUCAUACUAAAAAAGUUUAGUUUGCAUUCAUCGG